GAAAUUUGUCUGAAGAAAAAAAAACCCACCCCGAGCACGAAAAUUCCGUUACUUUCUUUAGGAAAGUCGGAACAAAAAUGGGUUGUUUUCAAAAAAGAGACUGUUUGUUAGGCAAUUGCUACUUUACAUCAUUUUGGUAGCAAGGAAAUCAAAAAUCCAGAUAGGUAUGGUCAAGUGAAGCCUUAAUUAAGGGGUACAAUUUCAAACCCCAUAGGUGCUGAGAUGUUUUGUCUAUAAGGCUCUAUUAGCUGUCCAAACUCAGGCAUCGCCAAGGGACCAAGCAGACAUGAUGGCUAUCGAAGGAGAAAAACUCGGAAAGCACUGCACUAAAAACAUAAUUACUGAGGAACCGAUGCAAUGUCAGGUGACAAUUGAGGGGCUGGAAAGAGCCCAGCGCUACAUUGUAAUUAUUUCCAUCUACAUUUAUGACAAACUGCUACCGGUGUCAACUACUGAUCAAAUGGAAACCAUGGCGUUCAACAGCAGCAGCAACACUUUGCUACUUGUCAUCAUUAUGGUUCCUGUUCUGCUAGUGAUCCUCCUGCUAGCGUCAGCGGCUGCUGCAGUCAUUUACAAGAAGACCACAUCAUUGAAAAAUGGAACAGAAGGCAACGAUGAUGCAGCAAAUCACUACACAUCAACGGACAGGUAUGUAAAGCAGCACACAGUAUUUUAUCUUCUGAAAGAAUGA
Messenger RNA from Symsagittifera roscoffensis, 691 nucleotides. RefSeq lists its product as uncharacterized. The record is from RefSeq and is a predicted model, not a curated record. The transcript is spliced from 3 exons. NCBI's taxonomy places the organism in Eukaryota, Metazoa, Xenacoelomorpha, Acoela, Convolutidae. The coding region runs from base 287 to 691 and encodes 134 amino acids.